AUGGAGGCACAGAAGGAGGUUUUGGUGCCAAUUCUCUGGGCAGCAUGGAAAGAUCUGGUUGCAGAGCGCCGGCGGGACGAGACCAUGGAUAUCUCGCAGCGUGCGGUCGAGGACGAUGCUCGCAAGGCGCAGCAGGAGGACAAGACGCUUGCACAAGAGGCAGCCAAGCUUCGAGAGACUUAUCGAAACUCGCAGCAGCAGCGGCAGGCUGUGUUUUUGUGGUCCAUUGAGCGUCGAGAUCAGUCCAUGCUGCUGAGAGCGAGUGCCUGGACGAUCGGAGGAAAACAGAGGUGGAACACGUGCAGACCUUGA
Messenger RNA from Symbiodinium sp. CCMP2456, 312 nucleotides. The record is from the annotation of a GenBank genome assembly. Lineage: Eukaryota; Dinophyceae; Suessiales; Symbiodiniaceae.